Molecule: messenger RNA, 1261 nt
Organism: Paraphaeosphaeria sporulosa
Lineage: Eukaryota; Fungi; Ascomycota; Dothideomycetes; Pleosporales; Didymosphaeriaceae
Product: siroheme synthase middle domains-like protein
Exons: 2
Coding region: 232-975 (247 amino acids)
Biological process (GO): siroheme biosynthetic process
Molecular function (GO): precorrin-2 dehydrogenase activity; protoporphyrin ferrochelatase activity
Source: RefSeq, a predicted model, not a curated record
AGGACAUGCCGCCUCGGAGCCGUGGUCGCAACGGCCAACAAAGCGCAUGAAUGGACAACGGCCUCAGCCGCCCUUUGUCGAGGUUCCCCAUCGAUUGAUAUCACAUGCCGGCCGUUCUCCAGGGCUCCAGCGCCCUCCUAGUGUGGCGGGUGUGGCUAGAGCUAGACAACGGGCGUCAUCACCAUCCAUCUCCGCGCGCACCCAUGCUUUCUCUCUUCCCCACGCGCCACCAUGAAGAGCGAUUUCCCUGAGAUCCAAGGCGGAGGCUCGCUCAUCUUGGCCUGGCAGAUUCGCAACAAGCGCGUCCUAGUAAUUGGAGGCGGCGAGGUAGCUGCCGGCCGCAUCGUGAAAGUACUCAAUGCAGACGCAAAAUGUGUCGUCGUCGCGCCCCGCUCCGGCCUCAACGACGAGGUCGCCUACCGCGUAGACCAGAAGCAAGUCGAGCACGUCGACCGAAACUUCGAACCCUCUGAUCUUGACGGCGCCGACAUGGUCAUGUGCGCCAUAGACGACCCCGAGGCCUCGACCCAAGUCUGGAAGCUGUGCAAGGAGAAGAGGAUAGCCGCCAACAUAGCCGACGUGCCACCCGAAUGCGACUUCUACUUUGGCAGCGAGCAUCGCGACGGCCCGCUGCAGAUCAUGGUCAGCACCAACGGCAAUGGGCCCAGGCUGGCAAAUUUUGUGCGAAGGCGGAUCGCAGCCACCUUGCCGUACAACAUCGGUACCGCGAUACAAAGAGUUGGCAUGCUACGGAAGAAGCUGCGGAAGGUCGCACCCAACAUCGAGGAAGGACCAAAGAGAAUGGCAUGGAUGAUCAAAGUCUCUGACAAGUGGACCCUCGAGGACCUGUGUGAGAUGACCGACGAAGAUAUGGACGGCCUUCUGGGUUUUUACAAGCCAAAUACUGUCCCAUCGCUGGAUGAAGUCCGACUGGCGCAGCCAGAUGGCGCAUUUGAUGGACCUUUCUUGAUCUAACAAGUUGAUUUGUGCGCGGCUUUACGGAGUUUGGAAAUAUCUCGACUUGACUAACGGAUCUGAUUGCAUUUGAGCGCCUGGAUGAAGCAGCUAAGUCCUAGAAUCCCUUGUAUCAAUACGACUGUAUAAGACGGAAUCUUGCUUCAGCCAUCAUGUUGUUCUGUUAACUUGAUCGACUAUGGCAUGCGCUCGACCAAUCAGACGCGAUGUGGUCCAAGCGGCAUGCGCCAACAUCGCUCUUGCUUCUUCGACUUUGAUAUAACACAACACGACAUGCAAUCCGGCG